Molecule: messenger RNA, 9745 nt
Organism: Bemisia tabaci
Lineage: Eukaryota; Metazoa; Arthropoda; Insecta; Hemiptera; Aleyrodidae
Product: HP1 and insulator partner protein 1
Source: RefSeq, a predicted model, not a curated record
CUGUACUGCACCACAGCCAGCGCCAUUUUCGUGUUGGUACUGUGUUAGAGAUUUGAUUCAGUCUUAUACUCGACUAUUUUAGAUAUUCUCCUGUGAAUUUGGCUACUGAAUAUGGGAAAAACACUUGAUGAUAUGUGCUGAAGCAUUAAGAUAUUAAUCCAUCGUUUGUGUUAAAAUAUGGCAACUGAAACUGAAAGUGGUCCUGGUGUUUCCGUGGCUGAGAAUCAGUUAUCUGCAUCAAGUGAGGAAGCUGGAGGAAGAUUUCAGUCACCAGAUCGUACUGAUUUCCCAGUCCCUGGGCACAUUCUUGGACGGACCGUGGACGAUCCUGCCGCUGAUGUUGUUGGUUCAGUAAAACCAUACCAAAAACCCCGACUGGGAGUCAAAGUGCCAUACAUGAACUUGACAAGUCAAAUAGUAUCCCAGGACGAAAUUGCAGCAGAGUUGGCUGAGCGGGCUGAACGAGCGCAGAAGAAUAAUCCGCCAGGAACGAUUGAUGGCAGCAAAACAGGAGAUAUGCUCUUCACAAUGAAGAUGACCCAUCGUCUAGUGAAAAGCAUCAAACCCACAUUCCCAGAAAAAAAUCUUGGAGCUGAUCAGCAGUCGAUCGAGUCACCUGCACCAUCCACACCUACACCUGCAACCGCGCCCUCACCUGCAUCUGUACCUGCACCUGCACAGCCAGAGACUGGAGGAGGUGCUAGCAGUCCAGAAAAACAUGAUGCUAAUAGUCUGCAUAGUCAGCUCAUGAAAACACUCGAAGAUGAAAAUGCAUUGGACCCAACUCUCAACUCCUUAUCAAAUCAAGACUCAAAGGUGCCGAAACGAGCCGCAGGGAAGUCAAAAGUUCAUGUGAAGCUAGACAGAGAGCUCGAAAGGCAACUAGCACUGCAACAAUUACAAGAAUUCAACAUGCAAAAGCAGAUCAGGAAAGAACUGAAAGAGAAAUCCAAAGAAGAAUUGAAAGAAAAAUCGAAAGAACAACAACUGAAACCUAAGAUUAAACGUAACAGGAAGAAUAUCAAACUCAAAAAUAUCGUGAUCAAUCGCAAAUUAGACGAGACAGAAGCACCCAUUCUUCCCUACAAAAGUAUUCAGAGGAAACAUAAAGUAACGAUCGGUGUAGUUCCGGUAAACGGUGCUGAAGCAAGUGCUCGAGUAACAGCAAAUGAAAAUGAUGUCACUGAAGCUCCGCCCGAAAUUCCGGAUAUUAAAAUUGCGAAAGACAAACAUUACAUGAAAAAGUAUUCCAACAAGCGUCACUCAGAAGAUGCGAUGAAUGGCUCAAACGAAAUUAUUGACGAAAUUGCCUCUGAAAUUCUGGAUCCAACACCUAAGAAGAAACGAAAGAAAGCAAAGCUUGUGAGCAACACCCCUGUGCCUGUUGAAGAGACAGGAACGCCUGGCCCAGAAGGCUCCUCUCCCGGAAAGAGGAAAAGUACGAGGAAGAUAAAGCCCACAGAAAAAGUAGCUCAGAAAAAACAGAAGUUGUUGAAAGGAAUCAAAGCAGCCCCUGCGCAGCCUGAACCUGUUGAGAAUGGAACUCCAAGUGCAAGUGAUGGAGCCGCAGCCGUGCCUGAAGAUGAAGAGCCUCAAGUGGACGCAAAUGGAUCAAUGCAAGUUGAGACGAAUACUAAUGAAAGUGGCGAAACUCAGGAUGUCCCUCCGGAUGCAUCUUCAGAUCCCACUGCCACCGCUGAAGGUGGGAAGAAGUCUCGCAUGAUGCGCGAAAUAGACCGAUUGCUCAUGGACGAAGGUGCAAUAAACAUGCUCUACUCCAUUGAAGAAAAACGUUCGCCAAAGAACAGUAACCAAAAAGCCAACUUGUUACCGUCUGCCCGGCGUAAGAAACGAGACCUCGUUCUAAAAACUAAAUUGGUCAAGAGUGCCGUUUUGAAACUAUCGGGAUCACCUAAAGAUGCAAACCGAAGUCAGAGACAGAGUCAAAAACAAAAUGAAGUGGAAACUGAUGAAGCGCGAAAAGCAUCCGUCGAUUCUCAAGAGUCAGUUCCAGGUGCAUCUCCGAAACCAAGUAGCUCAUCUCUGCCAGCUGAAGCGUCGCGCAUCAUCAGGAGGCACUCCUCUAGUAGCUCCUUCUCCAGCGCCGCUGGCAGCCCAAGGCGUAUGAGCACCGACUUUGAGCAUCCUCCACCAAACCUCACCCCUGACGGUGUGAGUGUCAGCGGCAAAAAACUAAAGAAGAAAAAUGUGAACAAAGUGAAAAAGGCUCUAUCACCAAAGAAAGAUGCAAGUGCAGUCUCCAAUACGCAACAAGUCAAAUCUCUUCCAAAUCAAUCAGCUCCUCCCAAAAUGAGCUCACCUGUCAAAGAAGAUGUCCGCAGUGAAAUGUCCAAAAAUUUCAACAAAAAAGCCAGCAGUCCGAAGAAUGUCAUUCGAAAAACGCUUUAUGCGGAAGAAAAAAGUCUGAAUACUUCGGCUGCGGUAGCGACAGCUUCCAGCUCAGCAAUGCCUCCCCCGAGUGUGCAGAGGACCACCCCUGCUGCACCCAUAAGUACAGCACCUGCUAAAACGUCAACUCCGCAGCAGCCAGUUAAUGCUAUUCAUCAGAGGAAGAGUAGCUCGCUAUUUUUGGAAAAUCUGGCAAGUAGAGAAUUCAAUGACAAAUUGGAACGCCUGGAUACGCAGCAACCACGGGUAGGGCCGACCACUUCAGCCUUGCCCAAAGUGGAUUGUUAUCAAGAAAUAACUGUUCAGAAGAUGAAGGACCAGCAUUUGAUGCAUAUUGUUCUCACCCCCAAUCCUGCUAAAAUUAAAAACGCUUUGAAUGUGCGGGUUAUAAGAGAACUUAUUGCAGCAAUACAAACAGCUAAUGCUGAUAAAGGGAUUCGAGCUGUUCUAAUAACAUCUAUCGGAACGACCUUCUGCCAGGGAAUAGAUUUUGAAUCUCUCAUUGAAGAUGAUGUUGAAAGGCGGAAAACUGUUGUCGUGGAGCUAGCCAUUGCAAUCAGGGAUUUUAUACAUGGUCUGGGAAUGUUUAACAAGUUGCUUAUAGCUGGUGUUCAUGGACCUGCAGUGGGACUGGGUGUUAUGAUGUUACCGUAUUUUGAUAUGGUGUUUGCCAGUGAUAAGGCAACCUUUUACACACCAUAUACCAAGCUUGGUCAGAUUCCUGAAGGAGCCCCCGCUUUGACCAUGAGCCACAUGUUGAGUAAUGCUGCUACAAGCGAGUUAAUCUACGGAUGUAGGCAGUUGACAGCAAGUGAGGCUCUUCGGUGUGGGCUGGUUACGCGUAUCCUAUGGCCAGACCGCUUCCAAGAAGAACUGUUGCCAAUAGUUACAGAAAUAUCUUCCCAUUCAGCGCAAGCGAUGGAGGCAACAAAAACAUUGAUGCGCAAGGAGAUGAGGGCUCAAUUAAACAUGGCGCUAGCAGCGGAAUGUCAUUUACUUGUUAAGAACUGGAACACUCCCGAGUGUCAAGAGAACUUCAAGAAAUUUCUGCGAGAUGAGUCUCUCUGGCAAAUAACAAAAUAAUUGUAUCAUAAUUUUUUUUUGUAUAUUUUGAAUGUUGAUUUGUUAAUUAUGGUCCUAGUCCAAUGGACCAGUAACAGCGUAAUACUGUUUCUAGGGCAAUCCUGUUUAAGUUUGACCCUCCACUUGUUCCUAAUUUUUACGAGUAAGUGCGAGUUCAGUCUGCACGCUGACAAGAGGAAAAUAAUCCUUCUGAUGGUUUGUUGUGUAUCCCCACUCUGCUGUUUCUCUAGUUUUCAAUAGACUUUAAUAUCUAGAAUGUUCAGUAUGAAAGCGGGUGAGAAAAAAUUAAUAUUUCAACCUGAUUGGAAAACUGUCCAAACCUAAACGGUAAUCAUUGUAAAUAUUGUAAUGCAUCAUUAGUUCGUAACCACCCAAUAUGUGACUUUUCUCUCAGUGGUUCACUGACCAAAGCAAUCUUUGCAAGCAUUGAUUUUCAAUCUGAGAUGGACUGAAUAAAUAUGACCAAACUAUCUUAUAAAGUAUUUCAUAUUUGAAAGGAGGUACCUUUUUUCAUGACGAAAUAUUCAUUUGAUUUUAAAAUUUGUCUUGCCAACAAUAAACAAGGCUAAAAAUCCUCGAGCCUUGAUAUACAUUAUUGACAAUGGAUUCCAGGGUUUAUGAAUUUAUGGAUGUUUACCUUUUUUGCACAUCUCAAUUGAUUCUUGGCUGUGGCGCACCAACCCCAUAGAAGGAAUUGUAUCAAAAAGUCUUGGCAAGAUCAGUCCCUCUGGCAAAUAAUUGAACAAUUUUACAAUAAUUUAUCUCUGUAGAAAUUUAGAAAAACAAUACAGAAAAGAAAGACUUACCUUCCAAUCAUAGCAAUCAAAUUUGAGUGAAAGGUAUGUACAAUCAGAACCUGAUCAUGGAAUAGUAGAUCAUGAAAAAGAGCGUGAUCGAGAGUGAAACAACGAAUGGUGUAAAUUGGGGAUAAAUGGGAAAAGAGGGUCACGACUAACUAUAAAACCUCAUAUCUCAGUUGCAAGGGUUAAAAAUUUCGAAGCAUGCUUCAUGUUACAAAAUGGAAGCAAAUUAACCCCUCAGCUUGAAUUUUUUCUGAUUUUCUUUACCGUUUCUUGGUUACCUUGCAAUCAUGUCAAGUUAAAAUCUUGAUUCGUUUCUCCUCUGAAAAAAAAACAAUGCCCCCAAAUUUUGGAGCCUUGCAAUUAAGAUACUGUAAUUUAGAGCUUAAUCACCGUAGGGCAGUGUAAAAUAGAGGAGAUACCAUGACGUGCACGGCAUUUUGACAUCAACGGAAGUAGAGAAGAUACUGCAUCCAAGUCGGCGUAAUAUUGUUCUGUCAUCUGAAUGGAAGUGACAAAAUUGUAAAUUGAAUUUCUUCAAACUCUAAGCUAAUGUUCAUAUUCAGUUGGGAAGUCAAUUAUCAAUUCGUUGACAUGUUUACCAAAAGCUACUUGUACAUGUAUGUGCUUUAUCUGUAUAUAAGUCUUCUUAAUCACAGAGCUGGGGAAAGACUUCUCAUCCACUAGUUAUCACCUAGUUGUACCUGUCGAUCCCAUGUUUUUAUGUAUUAUGUCAUAAGGUGUACAUAGUAUAAUCGCAGCCUUUUUUUGCGGCAAAUCUAGGACUCCAUUCUAAGCAAAUAGUUUUAUUUACACUGAGGAGUUGUUCAAUUUAACCCAGGAAUAUUUUUCCUGCUUUUUAGAUUACUUUUGGUGAUGGCAGUGCAUCUUUAAAUCAAUUCUGUUGUUUAAGUAAAAAGUCUCUCCACAAAUACUUUUCUGAAUUUGUUAUUUUUGACUUGAACCCCAUGCUGAGUCCGAAAUGCAACCUCUCAGCAAGUAUUUUUAAGUAUCCUUGCGUCUACAUCUGUGAAAACUUCAAAAGCAGAGCUCAUUAACCCAUUCAGAACUUUUUCUACGGCUUGUCCCACUUUCCUGAUGAUUACUGCAUUUACCAGGAUCAAAAAGCCUGUCAACAAAAUGGGAUUUUCUGCCUUUACUGGAACCUCUUUCAUUCAAUCGUGUCUUAAAUGAAACCCAAUGAUGAGACAAUCCUCAACUGUAAGUUAUAGAAAGUUGAAAGCUUGUUUGGUAAUACAGCAUUGCAAAGGUUUUUUUUUUUUUUUUUUUUUUUUAUCAUUUAAAAAUUCACAUAAUUUGAGGUUUCUCUGUCAAUAAAUCAACUUUGGUCCAUCUUUUUGCAUUUUCUGAGUCUCAGUUUCAUCAGCUGAUGUUAUUCGGCUAAUGAGACCACUGUUGAUCCAAACGUUUAACAACUGGUCGCAAUGCAGUGUUACAAAGAUUAUUCACGAUUUCUCAGACCUUCAGUAUGAAACUUUAUUCCUGGUUAUUUAAGUUGGACAAAGUUGGGGACUGGGGGCCAAGGGUUGACCUCAAGGUAACCUGGAGGAUAGAAACCUUGAAACGAUACAAUUUGAAUUCCUUGGUGUCUACUUUCUGUUCAACCCCCAGUUCCCGACUUCAUCUGACUCAAAAUAACGGAGGAAAAAGCCUUGCACUGGUGGUCUAGGAUACCCUGUAUAAACUUAGCAACGCUGUAUCCUGACCAGUCUCUAACCAUUGUUUUAAAUGACAGUCCAUAUCGCCAAGUAACUUAAGCUGAUGAUACUAUGCCAAAGAAAAUGAAUAGGGAUCACUUAAGUUGUUUUGUAAUCAAGGAACCAGAAUAUAUCAGCAUUUUUCAAGGGUGAAAAUGUAAACUUGGCAAUGCUGCUUUGCUAAAACGAGCUUUUACAUCAGUCAUAAACUUACAGUGGGAGAUCAUCUCUUCAUAAGGUUUUGUGUAGGACACAUUUAAGCGAAAUUCCUGAGCGUUCUGAGAAGGGCACUUUUUGGACAAGCUCUUUCUGGCGGUUUUUAAUUUUUUUAUUACAUAUUAUUAUGUUAAAAAUACCUCAGAAAGUUGAUCGGUGCAUUUGAUGUUUUCCCUUAAAAAACGGGGGAAAAUUAACUUAAUUUUUAAGUGAAUACAAUAGGAUUUUCUUUUAAUGUGCCCUCUACUGUUAUCAAAUUGAUCAGUCCUUAGAAAAAUCCAGGGACUGGUUGAUCCAAUAUCUCACAGCACUAAAACCCUAAUGAUGUUUAUCCGGAUACUGGCAUGAAAGUUGCUCUUUUCUCAGUAUUCACAGCCUCAUCAGUCCGAGUUUUACUCGGCACAAAAAUCUCCUUUCUAAACUUUAUAAUGUAAGUCUAAAGUUGGGUACGUUUAGCCAGAAUCAGCCUAUUUGUUUUUGAAGUUGGCUAAUUGUCUCUCAUGUUUCAUUCUGUCAACAGAAAAUUAAAUAGCAUUACACCUUAAAAAAUAUUGUUCAAGUCAAUUGUUAGGUACUAUCUUGUCAAAAAAUAAAAAUUAAGAAAACUAGGCAACUUCUGCAAGCUGAUUAUUAAAAAAAUGUGUGGACCGAACAUUAGGUUGAGAAGACCGAGGAAAACUGAGCUGCCCUAUCGGUUGAAACGGGUGGUUGUUGUAGAUGAAGGGAGAAAAUGAUGGACGAACUAUAAGCCCUCAUUGGUUGGUGUUAGUCAAUUAAUUAUCUCCUUUGUCCAUUAUAACCACCUGCUUCUACCCAUAGGAUUGCUCCAUUUUUUCUUUGUCUAUUUUGUCGAUCAAUAUUGAUAAUGAGCUGGGCUGAUUCUGAUAAAAUCCGUCCAAUUUCUCAAAAGAAAUUUGAAUUUUCUUAGUUUCUGUCAAUACUUUUUCUCAUCACCAUAUUUUGUAUUUCUUUGAAGCAUUGUUUAGUAAUGGUUCGAGUUGAUGUUGAACUAUAGAUAUUCUCAACUUUUGUGCGGAUUCAGGAGAUAAAGUAUUUAUCACAGUUUUCUAGUUCUUUGUGUACAGUUUCCUCUAUUGUUCGUUUUAGGGAAAAAUCAGUUAUCAAGGACUAUUCAAGUAGACGCAUUUCCCUCUCAUCUUGAUACCUUUACAUCCCCCCUAUAAUGUUCUUGCCUAUGUUUCUGUAAUGGAGUAUAAUGUUGAUAGAGAAUCCGUUUACCUUUAGGUGCGUUAAACAAUACUUGAAGAGACCCUACGUCUGGAGAGAAUGUUUGUAAUAAAAAGAAAUGAACCUCAUGGACUACACCUUGUCGUUGUUGUUGUAAAAUUAGUACUCACUUUUUUCUUCAUCCAAUAGGUCUUUUGUCACUUGAACUAGUGGCCUAUUUUUAUGUUUUAGCUUCUUUUAUUGUGUCUUACUGUACAUUUUUUCCCAGAGAGUUUCCUUAAUUAUUGUCUAAUCAUAGUAAUCAUUUUCUAUUUUGAAUGUGCUCGGCAUUUUCUAGACCAGAGAGCAUUCUUAUCUGCUCUAAUUUGAAACCUCCUCUUUUUUUUGAGAGAAUCAAAAGUUCUCGUUAUUUUAUUCUAGAAAGGUCUUUACCUGCUGUUGAACUUUUCUAAUUGUCAACUAGGGUAGGGUGAAUGGCACUAUUGUUAUCGUUCAUGUUAGCCAAAGGAAGACGAAUUUAUAUACAGGGCUUUGAAUCAUAAAAUCAUGCUAGAAAUAACAAGUUGAUCAUUCAGUGGUAUUUUCAUAAAAUGAAAAAGGAGUCUGGAUUACGGGACUUAGAAGUAGGAGCAUCAUUUCACACUAUUUUCUGUUUCUCUUUUCUCCACAGCUAACCUUGAGCUCUACUUAUUUUUUGUGCAUAAGUCCAGGCGCCUGGUAAGUCUACCUGGUAAUUCGGGUACACAGCUUUUUUUUUGGCUUUUUUUUUGGCCUACUUUGUGUCAUUUGGGUCUCUGAAUCCGAAUCUGAAGUUUCCUAACACGUACCUUGUGUGCAUCUGCUGCCAUGUUGAAGAAACGGCCUAAGAAAGCCUUUUUUUGCGUUUUUCUAGAAUAGCAGCAACGCAUGAAAAAAAACCCAAAUUUAGUUGAUUUUUUGAAUAGCUAACGUAAUUUGGAAGAUAGUGGUAUAUAAAUGUGCUAGGUUUGCUCAAAAAUUGAGGAAGAUUCAGCAUCGUGAAAAUUGCGCCCACUCACGUUUUCGCGGCGCACCCGUGAACGCGCGCUCCGCCAAGUUCCGGAGUCUUCCAAAGUUCCGAGUCCCGAGGCUCCUCAAUUUUUUAGCAAACCUAGCACAUUUAUAUACCAUUUUCUUCCAAAUCACGUCAGCUAUUCAGAGCAUCAACUAAAUCCGGGAUUUUUUCUAAUGCGUAGCCGCUUUUUUCAAAAAAACCGCAAAUAAAGGCCUUUUUAGGCAAUUUUUUCUAAAUGGCGGCAAACCACAGCAGAUACGUGUAAGGAAACUGCAGAUUCAGAUUCAGCGACCCAAAAAACCUACAGCAGGCCAAAAAAAUUGCUGUGUACCCGAAAUUUCAGGGAGCCUCAUUUUUAGCUACCAGGCGCCUGGACUACAGAGCAGUAUUUCCUUAAUUUCUCUUCCUUGCCAGAAAUUAAUCCAGCCUUAUUGUUCUAUUUUUUUGAUGGUCGCAGAAAGCUUUGUCUCAGCCGCCCCCCUCCCCCUUCACCUUGUUUCGUCCAGCAAUAUUCGACUGCUCCUUAAGAACCAAAAUCGUCAAACCACUGAUCUCAUUUUCCUAUCACCGACGUAAUAUAUAUCUCGAGCUGAAUUUGAGUAACAGGUGAAACUUUAGCUAACCUUUUCCUGCUGCUUAAUAAGAUAGAUAGCCUAAUUUUAAAACUUGCUUUGAGAUGUGCGUUAAGUUUUUGUGCGUUUUAACAAAUUGUUAUUAUGUAUUACGGUAUGGUACAGAAUGUUUUUUCUGGGGUUAUUUGUUACUUAGAUUUACAUGGUGCUUAUUCUUUGUAUUCAUGGAUGUUCAAACUGAUUUCAGUGGGUAAUCUUUGCCGCACCUACUAAUCCUCCUACAUUCACUGUCAUCACGAGAACUGAAGUUGCAUCUUAAAUUCAGAUCAUUUACAACUUUCAUCACCUUAAUGCGCAAAAAUAUUUCUUUUAAUUUUCAAACAAACGUUUUACGCUUACUAUUGACCGCAUUUUUCUUGAUUUCAUGUUUACAAAUAUUUGGUCCAUUAGUUACAAACGCUAUAAAACCAAUUGCUUAGGAGGGAAACCGCCCAAUGUACCAUCAGUUGCCCCUGCCUUUAGAUGUGAAGACAAACUGAGGCAGUCUCACCAGCCAUGAAAAACGUUGUAUUUAUCUUGUGUAAGCACUUUAAUCUAGAAAAAACUUCUUUACAGUAACAUUGUAAAGGAAACCAGCCUUCUUUUUCAAUGAAGUGUAUGAUUAUAAUCUAGUUUUCUAACCUUCUUAAGGUUCAAGUAAUGUUUGUAUUUUUCAACCCCCCAAAA